Messenger RNA from Melospiza melodia melodia, 1860 nucleotides. RefSeq names its product PR/SET domain 13 (gene PRDM13). Gene Ontology annotation, cellular component: nucleus. The coding region runs from base 1 to 1860 and encodes 619 amino acids. Gene Ontology annotation, molecular function: protein binding; DNA-binding transcription factor activity, RNA polymerase II-specific; RNA polymerase II transcription regulatory region sequence-specific DNA binding. The record is from RefSeq and is a predicted model, not a curated record. Gene Ontology annotation, biological process: urogenital system development; embryo development; regulation of transcription by RNA polymerase II. The transcript has 4 exons. NCBI's taxonomy places the organism in Eukaryota, Metazoa, Chordata, Aves, Passeriformes, Passerellidae.
AUGCAAAGCAGCAGGGCUCCGGCCAUCAGCGUCAGCGCGGAGAGCUGCAUCCCGGCCGGGCUGCGCCUGGGUCCUGUGCCCGGCACCUUCAAACUGGGCAAGUACCUGUCAGACCGCAAGGAGCCAGGACCCAAAAAAAAGGUGCGGAUGGUCAGAGGGGAAUUAGUGGAUGAAGCCGGGAGCUCGGCUCUGGAAUGGAUAGGGUUAAUCCGAGCUGCCCGAAACUCCCAAGAGCAGACACUGGAGGCUGUUGCGGAUCUGCCAGGAGGACAGAUUUUCUACCGGGCGCUGCGAGAUGUCCAGCCGGGAGAGGAGCUCACCGUCUGGUACUCCAACCCUCUGGCGCAGUGGUUUGACAUCCCCGUCACGGCCACGCCGACGCACGACGAGAAAGGGGAGGAGAGGUACAUCUGCUGGUACUGCUGGAGGACCUUCAAAUACCCCAACAGCCUCAAGGCCCACGUCCACUUCCACUGCGCUCUGAGCCACGGCCGGCCCUUCCUCCAUCACGACCACGGCCGGCCCGCUGCCACCGCCUUCGGCCUGCCCCCCAAGGAGCUGCCGGCCGCCUCGCUGCGCGGCCACCCGCCGCCCGGCUGCGGCCCUCGGGAGCCCGUCAAGCGGGAGGCCGUCGUCGCCUCCCCGCCGCUCGCCAAGGCGGCGCUGCCCAAGCGGGCGGCGGGCAAGGAGGAGCAGGAGCGGGCCCUGGACAUGAGCGUGGGGGCCGCCCGCGGGCCGGGGCCGCUGCUGGGGCCGGCGGGCGGCAACGGGCUGGCGCUGUGCCCCGGGGCGCGCUCGGCCUUCCGCCCCGCCGGGUCGCUGCGGGAAGAGGCGCGGGGCGCCGCCGCCCUCGGCUUCUCCAAACUGCUGGGGGGACUGAAGGCGGGACGCGCCGCUGCCGAGGCGCCGCCGAAGUGCGGAGCGCUGCCGGGCGAGGCCGCCCCGCAGGCGGCGGCGGCGGGGCUGGCUUGCGGCGGCGGGCUGCGCGCCUUCCCGCUGCUGUCGCCGCUGGAGGAGGCCUCGGCCUUCCGGCAGGUGGAGCGGGGACUGCCCGCGGCCGCGCUGCCUCCCGCCCGCUACCCACCGCUGCCCGGCGGGGCCCUGGAGCGCUUCGCGCUGCCGCCCUUCGAGGGGCUGAAGGCGUACGCGGGGGAGUGCGGGCUGCCGGUGAUGCCGCUCACCGUCUACAACGGGGAGCUGCUCUACGGGGCCGCGCCCUACUACCCGCUGAAGCUGCACCUCGGCGGCCUCCUGAAAUACCCCGAGUCGGUGUCGUACUUCACGGGGCCGGCGGCGGGUCUGCACGCCGCAGAGCUGGGCUCGCUGGCCAGCAUCGACCGGGAGAUCGCCAUGCACACGCAGCAGCUCUCCGAGCUGGCGGCCGAGAAAGGCCGGGGGAGGCUGGAGACGCUGCCGGCGGGCGCGGCCGGGGCGGCCGGAGGGAAGCCCAAGACCGGGCACCUGUGCCUGUACUGCGGGAAGCUGUACUCCCGCAAGUACGGGCUGAAGAUCCACAUGCGGACUCACACCGGCUACAAGCCGCUCAAGUGCAAGGUCUGCCUGCGGCCCUUCGGGGACCCCAGCAACCUCAACAAACACAUCCGCCUGCACGCCGAGGGCAACACGCCCUACCGCUGCGAGUACUGCGGCAAGGUGCUGGUGCGACGCCGCGACCUGGAGCGGCACGUCAAAUCCCGGCACCCGGGGCAGAGCCUCGGCAAGGCGGCCGAGGACAAGAGUGACUCUGGCUAUGCGCAGCCCGAGCAGGAGCAAAAGACUGAUAACGAGAGCGAUGUGGAUGUCUGCUUCACCGACGACCAGAGCGACGCGGAGAGCGGCAGCCGGCACCGCGAGCAGUGA